CACUCGGCCCUGAGCGAGGCGAGGACCCUGUUCGUGGAUGUGGAGGAGCGCGGGCCGGAGGCCAUGGACGUGAAGGAGAGGAAGCCAUACCGCUCGCUGACCCGGCGCCGCGACGCCGAGCGCCGCUACACCAGCUCGUCGGCCGACAGCGAAGAGGGAAAGGCCCCGCAGAAGUCCUACAGCUCCAGCGAGACCCUCAAGGCCUACGACCAGGACGCGCGCCUCGCCUACGGCAGCCGCGUCAAGGACCUGGUACCACAGGAGGCCGAGGAGUUCCGCCGCGCAGGCACCAACUUCACCCUGCGCGAGCUGGGGCUGGGGGAGGUGACACCCCCGCACGGGACGCUGUACCGCGCGGACAUCGGCCUGCCCCACUGCGGCUACUCCUUGGGCGCCGGCUCUGACGCCGAGCUGGAGGCGGACACCGCGCUGUCCCCCGAGCACCCCGUGCGGCUGUGGGGCCGCAGCACGCGGUCGGGACGCAGCUCCUGCCUGUCCAGCCGGGCCAACUCCAACCUCACGCUCACCGACACGGAGCACGAGAACACGGAGCCUGAUCACCCAAGCGGCCUGCAGAGCCAUUCUCGACUCCGGACACCGCCACCUCCGCUCUCGCACGCCCACACCCCCAACCAGCACCAUGCGGCCUCCAUUAGCUCCCUGAACCGGGGCAACUUCACUCCGAGGAGCAACCCCAGCCCGGCGCCCACAGACCACUCGCUGUCUGGAGAGCCCCCUGCCAGCGGCGCGCAGGAGCAGACCCACGCCCAGGACAACUGGCUGCUCAACAGUAACAUCCCACUGGAGACCAGAAACCUAGGCAAGCAGCCAUUCCUAGGGACAUUGCAGGACAGCCUGAUUGAGAUGGACAUUCUCAGCGCCUCCCGCCAUGAUGGGGCUUACAAUGACGGGCACUUCCUCUUCAAGCCGGGAGGCACCUCCCCGCUCUUCUGCAGCGCGGCGCCGGGCUACCCUCUGACGUCCAGCACGGUGUACUCGCCGCCGCCCCGGCCCCUGCCCCGCACCACCUUCUCCCGCCCGGCCUUCAACCUCAAGAAGCCCUCCAAGUACUGUAACUGGAAGUGCGCGGCCCUGAGCGCCAUUGCCAUCUCGGCCACGCUGGUCAUCCUGCUGGCGUACUUUGUGGCCAUGCACCUGUUUGGCCUAAACUGGCACCUGCAGCCGAUGGAGGGGCAGAUGUAUGAGAUCACGGAGGACACAGCCAGCAGUUGGCCUGUGCCAACGGACGUCUCCCUGUAUCCCUCAGGGGGCACUGGGUUAGAGAUCCCUGACAGGAAAGGCAAAGGAGCCACAGAAGGAAAGCCCAGUAGUUUCUUUCCAGAGGACAGUUUUAUAGACUCUGGAGAAAUCGACGUGGGGAGACGGGCUUCCCAGAAGAUUCCUCCUGGCACUUUCUGGAGAUCUCAGGUGUUCAUAGACCAUCCUGUGCAUCUGAAAUUCAAUGUGUCUCUGGGAAAGGCGGCUCUGGUUGGCAUUUAUGGCAGAAAAGGCCUUCCUCCUUCACACACACAGUUUGACUUUGUGGAGCUGCUGGAUGGAAGGAGGCUCCUGACCCAGGAGGCACGGAGCCUGGAGGGACCCCAGCGCCAGUCUCGGGGAGCCGUCCCCCCUUCUAGCCACGAGACCGGCUUCAUCCAGUAUUUGGAUUCAGGAAUCUGGCACCUGGCUUUCUAUAAUGACGGGAAGGAGUCUGAAGUGGUUUCCUUUCUCACUACUGCCAUCGAGUCGGUGGAUAACUGUCCCAGCAACUGCUACGGCAAUGGCGACUGCAUCUCUGGGACUUGCCACUGCUUCCUGGGCUUCCUGGGCCCUGACUGCGGCCGAGCCUCCUGCCCCGUGCUCUGCAGCGGGAACGGCCAGUACAUGAAGGGCCGGUGCCUGUGCCACAGCGGCUGGAAGGGCGCCGAGUGCGACGUGCCCACCAGCCAGUGCAUCGACGUGGCCUGCAGCCACCACGGCACCUGCAUCAUGGGCACCUGCAUCUGCAACCCCGGCUACAAGGGCGAGAACUGCGAGGAAGUGGACUGCAUGGACCCCACGUGUUUGGGCCGAGGUGUCUGCGUGAGAGGCGAGUGCCACUGCUCUGUGGGCUGGGGAGGCACCAACUGCGAGACGCCCAGGGCCACCUGCCUGGACCAGUGUUCGGGCCACGGAACCUUCCUCCCAGACACCGGGCUUUGCAGCUGUGACCCGAGCUGGACUGGACACGACUGUUCUAUCGAGAUCUGCGCUGCUGACUGCGGGGGCCACGGCGUCUGCGCGGGGGGCACGUGCCGCUGCGAGGACGGCUGGAUGGGGGCGGCCUGCGACCAGCGCGCCUGCCACCCGCGCUGCGCGGAGCACGGAACCUGCCGCGACGGCAAGUGCGAGUGCAGCCCGGGCUGGAACGGCGAGCACUGCACCAUCGCGCACUAUCUGGAUAGGGUAGUUAAAGAGGGUUGCCCUGGCCUGUGCAAUGGCAACGGCAGAUGUACCUUGGACCUGAACGGGUGGCAUUGCGUCUGCCAGCUGGGCUGGAGAGGAGCUGGCUGUGACACGUCCAUGGAAACCGCCUGUGGCGACAGCAAAGACAAUGAUGGAGACGGCUUGGUGGACUGCAUGGACCCCGACUGCUGCCUCCAGCCCCUCUGUCACGUCAACCCGCUGUGCCUGGGCUCCCCCGACCCUCUGGACAUCAUCCAGGAGACACAGGCCCCCGUGUCCCAGCAGAACUUGCAUUCCUUCUACGACCGAAUCAAGUUCCUCGUGGGCAGGGACAGCACGCACGUCAUCCCCGGGGAGAACCCCUUUGACGGAGGGCAUGCAUGUGUCAUUCGUGGUCAAGUCAUGACAUCGGAUGGGACCCCACUGGUUGGUGUGAAUAUCAGUUUUGUCAAUAACCCUCUCUUUGGAUACACGAUCAGCAGGCAGGAUGGCAGCUUUGACCUGGUCACCAACGGCGGCGUCUCCAUCAUCCUGCGGUUCGAGCGGGCCCCCUUCAUCGCACAGGAGCACACCCUCUGGCUGCCUUGGGAUCGCUUCUUCGUCAUGGAAACCAUCGUCAUGCGGCACGAGGAGAAUGAGAUCCCCAGCUGUGACCUGAGCAGCUUCGCCCGCCCCAACCCUGUCGUGUCUCCUUCCCCGCUGACGUCCUUCGCCAGCUCCUGUGCAGAGAAGGGCCCCAUUGUCCCGGAAAUCCAGGCUUUGCAGGAGGAAAUCGCCAUCUCUGGCUGCAAGAUGAGGCUGAGCUACCUGAGCAGCCGGACCCCCGGCUACAAAUCUGUCCUGAGGAUCAGCCUCACCCACCCCACCAUCCCCUUCAACCUCAUGAAGGUCCACCUUAUGGUGGCGGUUGAGGGCCGCCUCUUUAGGAAGUGGUUUGCCGCCGCCCCAGACCUGUCCUAUUACUUCAUCUGGGACAAGACGGACGUCUACAACCAGAAGGUGUUCGGGCUCUCAGAAGCCUUCGUUUCCGUGGGUUAUGAGUAUGAAUCCUGCCCAGAUCUGAUCCUGUGGGAGAAAAGAACAGCAGUGCUGCAGGGCUAUGAAAUCGAUGCUUCCAAGCUGGGAGGAUGGAGCCUGGACAAGCACCAUGCCCUCAACAUCCAAAGCGGCAUCCUGCACAAGGGAAAUGGGGAGAACCAGUUUGUGUCUCAGCAGCCGCCUGUCAUCGGGAGCAUCAUGGGCAAUGGGCGCCGCAGGAGCAUUUCCUGUCCCAGCUGCAACGGCCUCGCCGACGGCAACAAGCUCCUGGCCCCCGUGGCCCUCACGUGCGGCGCCGACGGCAGCCUCUACGUGGGAGAUUUCAACUACAUCCGAAGGAUCUUCCCCUCCGGGAACGUCACCAACAUCCUGGAGCUGAGAAAUAAAGAUUUCAGACAUAGUCACAGCCCAGCACACAAAUACUACCUGGCCACAGACCCCAUGAGUGGGGCCGUCUUCCUCUCGGACACCACCAGCCGGCGGGUCUUCAAGAUCAAGUCCACGGUGGUGGUGAAGGACCUCGUCAAGAACUCUGAGGUGGUGGCAGGGACAGGUGACCAGUGCCUCCCCUUCGAUGAUACUCGCUGUGGGGAUGGUGGAAAAGCCACGGAAGCCACACUUACCAAUCCCAGGGGCAUCACAGUGGACAAGUCGGGGCUGAUUUAUUUCGUGGACGGCACCAUGAUCAGACGCGUUGAUCAGAACGGGGUCAUCUCCACCCUGCUGGGCUCCAACGAUCUCAGCUCGGCCCGGCCCCUGAGCUGUGACUCUGUGAUGGAUAUCUCUCAGGUUCGCCUGGAGUGGCCCACAGACUUAGCCGUCAACCCGAUGGACAACUCCCUCUAUGUCCUGGACAACAACGUGGUCUUGCAGAUCUCUGAAAAUCACCAGGUGCGCAUCGUUGCCGGGAGGCCCAUGCACUGCCAGGUGCCCGGCAUCGACCACUUCCUGCUGAGCAAGGUGGCCGUGCACGCGACCCUGGAAUCGGCCACUGCCUUGGCCGUCUCUCACAAUGGGGUCCUAUAUAUUGCUGAGACCGACGAGAAGAAGAUCAACCGCAUCAGGCAGGUCACCACCAGCGGAGAGAUCUCACUGGUUGCUGGGGCCCCCAGUGGCUGUGACUGUAAAAAUGAUGUCAACUGUGACUGUUUCUCUGGAGAUGAUGGUUACGCCAAAGAUGCGAAGCUGAAUAUCCCAUCUUCCUUGGCUGUGUGUGCUGACGGGGAGCUUUAUGUGGCCGACCUUGGGAAUAUCCGAAUCCGGUUUAUCAGGAAGAACAAGCCUUUCCUCAACACCCAGAACAUGUAUGAGCUGUCCUCCCCGAUCGACCAGGAGCUCUACCUGUUUGAUACCAGUGGCAAGCAUCUGUACACCCAAAGCCUACCCACGGGAGAUUACCUGUACAACUUCACCUACACCGGGGAUGGUGACGUCACGCUCAUCACAGACAACAACGGCAACAUGGUCAACGUCCGCAGAGACUCCACAGGGAUGCCCCUCUGGCUGGUGGUCCCGGAUGGCCAGGUGUACUGGGUGACCAUGGGCACCAACAGUGCACUCAAGAGUGUGACCACACAAGGGCACGAGUUGGCCAUGAUGACAUACCACGGCAACUCUGGCCUGCUAGCCACCAAGAGCAAUGAAAACGGGUGGACAACGUUUUAUGAGUACGACAGCUUUGGCCGCCUGACAAAUGUGACCUUCCCAACCGGCCAGGUGAGCAGUUUCCGAAGUGAUACAGACAGCUCAGUGCACGUCCAGGUAGAGACAUCCAGCAAGGACGAUGUCACCAUAACCACCAACCUGUCUGCCUCUGGUGCCUUCUAUACACUGCUGCAAGACCAGGUUCGGAACAGCUACUUCAUCGGAGCCGACGGCUCCCUGCGGCUGCUGCUGGCCAACGGCAUGGAGGUGGCCCUGCAGACAGAGCCCCACCUGCUGGCCGGGACCGUCAACCCCACCGUGGGCAAGAGGAACGUCACACUGCCCAUCGACAACGGCCUCAACCUGGUGGAGUGGCGGCAGCGCAAGGAGCAGGCUCGCGGCCAGGUCACCGUCUUCGGGCGCCGGCUUCGGGUUCACAACCGGAACCUCCUGUCUCUGGACUUCGACCGCGUGACGCGCACGGAGAAGGUCUAUGACGACCACCGCAAGUUCACCCUCCGCAUCCUGUACGACCAGACGGGGCGGCCCAGCCUCUGGUCACCCAGCAGCAGGCUGAACGGCGUCAAUGUGACCUACUCCCCGGGGGGACACAUCGCCGGCAUCCAGAGGGGCAUCAUGUCUGAGAGGAUGGAAUACGACCAGGCGGGCCGUAUCACAUCCAGGAUCUUCGCUGAUGGGAAGACAUGGAGCUACACCUACUUAGAGAAGUCUAUGGUGCUGCUGCUCCACAGCCAGAGGCAAUACAUCUUUGAGUUCGACAAGAACGACCGCCUCUCUUCUGUGACCAUGCCCAACGUGGCUCGGCAGACGCUGGAGACCAUCCGCUCAGUGGGUUACUACAGGAACAUCUACCAGCCCCCCGAAGGCAAUGCUUCAGUCAUCCAGGACUUCACUGAGGACGGGCACCUCCUCCACACCUUCUACCUGGGCACCGGCCGCAGGGUGAUAUACAAGUACGGCAAGCUGUCCAAGCUGGCCGAGCUGCUGUACGACACCACCAAGGUGAGCUUCACCUACGAUGAGACUGCUGGCAUGCUAAAGACCAUCAACCUACAGAACGAGGGCUUCACCUGCACCAUCCGCUACCGUCAGAUCGGGCCCCUGAUCGACCGCCAGAUCUUCCGCUUCACCGAGGAAGGCAUGGUCAACGCCCGCUUUGACUACAACUAUGACAACAGUUUCCGGGUGACCAGCAUGCAGGCUGUGAUCAACGAGACCCCGCUGCCCAUUGACCUGUAUCGCUAUGACGACGUGUCGGGCAAGACGGAGCAGUUCGGGAAGUUUGGUGUCAUCUACUAUGACAUUAACCAGAUCAUCACCACGACGGUCAUGACCCACACCAAGCACUUUGACGCCUAUGGCCGGAUGAAGGAAGUGCAGUAUGAGAUCUUCCGCUCACUCAUGUAUUGGAUGACCGUCCAAUAUGAUAACAUGGGGCGAGUAGUGAAGAAGGAGCUGAAGGUGGGACCCUACGCCAACACCACCCGCUACUCCUAUGAGUACGACGCCGAUGGCCAGCUGCAGACGGUCUCCAUCAAUGACAAGCCACUCUGGCGAUACAGCUAUGACCUCAAUGGGAACCUGCACUUACUGAGCCCUGGAAAUAGUGCGCGGCUUACCCCACUACGGUACGACCUCCGUGACCGCAUCACCAGGCUGGGCGACGUGCAGUACAAGAUGGACGAGGACGGUUUCUUGAGGCAGCGGGGCAGCGAUGUCUUUGAGUACAACUCAGCCGGCCUGCUCAUCAAGGCCUACAACCGGGGUGGUGGCUGGAGCGUCAGGUACCGCUACGAUGGCCUGGGACGACGGGUGUCCAGCAAGAGCAGCCAGAGCCACCACCUGCAGUUUUUCUAUGCAGACCUGACCAACCCUACCAAGGUCACCCACCUCUACAACCACUCUAGCUCUGAGAUCACAUCCCUCUACUACGACCUGCAAGGGCACCUCUUCGCCAUGGAGUUGAGCAGCGGAGAUGAGUUUUAUAUAGCUUGCGACAACAUCGGGACCCCUCUUGCUGUCUUCAGUGGAACGGGCUUAAUGAUCAAGCAGAUCCUGUACACGGCCUAUGGGGAGAUCUACAUGGACACCAACCCCAACUUCCAGAUCAUCAUUGGCUACCACGGUGGCCUCUACGAUCCACUCACCAAGCUCGUCCACAUGGGCCGGCGGGAUUACGACGUGCUGGCUGGUCGCUGGACUAGCCCAGACCACGAGUUGUGGAAGCACCUUAGUAGCAGCAACAUCAUGCCCUUUAAUCUCUACAUGUUUAAAAACAACAACCCCAUCAGCAACUCUCAGGACAUCAAGUGCUUCAUGACAGAUGUCAACAGCUGGCUCCUCACCUUUGGAUUCCAGCUUCACAACGUGAUCCCCGGCUAUCCCAAGCCAGACAUGGAUGCUAUGGAACCAUCCUACGAGCUCGUCCACACACAGAUGAAAACUCAGGAGUGGGACAACAGCAAGUCUAUCCUCGGGGUGCAAUGUGAAGUGCAGAAGCAGCUCAAGGCCUUCGUCACCCUGGAACGUUUUGACCAGCUCUAUGGCUCCACAAUCACCAGCUGCCAGCAGGCCCCAGAGACAAAGAAGUUUGCAUCCAGCGGCUCCGUGUUCGGCAAGGGGGUCAAGUUCGCCUUGAAGGAUGGGCGCGUGGCCACAGACAUCAUCAGUGUGGCCAACGAGGAUGGGCGGCGGGUGGCUGCCGUCUUGAACAACGCCCACUACCUGGAGAACCUGCACUUCACCGUCGACGGGGUGGACACCCACUACUUCGUGAAACCAGGGCCUUCGGAAGGCGACCUGGCCAUCCUGGGCCUCAGCGGCGGGCGGCGAACCCUGGAGAACGGGGUCAACGUCACCGUCUCCCAGAUCAACACGAUGCUUAACGGCAGGACUAGACGCUACACAGACAUCCAGCUCCAGCAUGGGGCGCUGUGCUUGAACACGCGCUACGGGACCACUCUGGACGAGGAGAAGGCGCGGGUGCUGGAGCUGGCCCGGCAGAGAGCCGUGCGCCAGGCCUGGGCCCGCGAGCAGCAGCGACUUCGGGACGGGGAGGAGGGCCUGCGGGCCUGGACCGAGGGCGAGAAGCAGCAGGUGCUGAACACGGGACGGGUUCAAGGCUACGAUGGCUUCUUUGUGAUCUCAGUCGAGCAGUACCCGGAACUGUCAGACAGCGCCAACAACAUCCACUUCAUGAGACAGAGUGAGAUGGGCCGGAGGUGA
Messenger RNA from Budorcas taxicolor (takin), 8373 nucleotides. RefSeq names its product teneurin transmembrane protein 4 (gene TENM4). The record is from RefSeq and is a predicted model, not a curated record. Bases 64 to 8373 code for a protein of 2769 amino acids. The transcript is spliced from 30 exons. Gene Ontology annotation, biological process: heterophilic cell-cell adhesion; neuron development; signal transduction. Gene Ontology annotation, cellular component: neuron projection; membrane. NCBI's taxonomy places the organism in Eukaryota, Metazoa, Chordata, Mammalia, Artiodactyla, Bovidae. Gene Ontology annotation, molecular function: protein homodimerization activity; cell adhesion molecule binding; protein heterodimerization activity.